AUGAUACUUAUAUAUUAUUUAAAUGCUGAUGAUUUAAACAAUACUAAAAGAGCAGACAUCAAUGUUGUACUUUUUAACCGCGUCCCAAAAACUGGUAGCGUUCAAUUGAUUGAAUUAAUGCGUAAUCUUGGUAAAGUUCACAAUUUUGACGUGGACGUUGAUCCGCAACAGGCUGGUAUACGGCCAUUAUUAGAUGAAUAUGAAGAAAGUGAUUUUAUUGAUAAUGUAGAAAAUAUAGAAGAUGGUAAUAUCUUUGUUAGCCAUGUAAAUUACUUGAAUUUUACCAAGUAUGAUAAACCUCGCCCAAUAUACAUAAAUAUGGUACGUGAUCCAGUGGAACGUGUUAUUAGUUGGUACUAUUAUAUAAGAGCACCUUGGAUUUUUGUACCAAAUAGACGUAAAAAUAACAGACCAAUGCCAAAUGCACAAUGGGUUAAUACCGAAUUCGAUCAAUGUGUAAUGAGUGGUGAAAAAGUUUGUACUUUUAUCGAAGGUUCAUUUUUAGAACGUGUUGGCGAUCAUAGACGUCAAACAUUAUUCUUUUGUGGUCAUAACGAACGUAAAUGCAUGCCCUUCAAUAGUCAAAUACCUCUAGAAAUUGCUAAGCGAAAUGUUGAAAAAGAGUAUGCAGUUGUUGGUACGUGGGAAGACACUAAUAUUACAUUAACUGUCUUGGAAAACUAUAUUCCUCAUUAUUUUAAGGGAGCCACAAAAAUGUAUUAUUCCGGACUGAAUAAUGAUAUACAAAACAGUAAUCCAAUGAAGCCAAUAAUUAGUGAGCACAUUAAAGAUCUUGUACGUAAAAAUUUCACGCGUGAAAUUGAAUUUUAUCAAUUCUGUCGGCAAAGAUUGCAUAAACAAUAUUUAGCGUUAAGACUUGAUGAUCUUAUGAAAGCUGACAAAACUUUGGGAGAAUUUAAUAACAUAGCGAGAGCUGUUAAACGCUAA
This is a messenger RNA of Teleopsis dalmanni, 948 nucleotides long. Its product is annotated as heparan sulfate 2-O-sulfotransferase pipe-like. Bases 1 to 948 code for a protein of 315 amino acids. NCBI's taxonomy places the organism in Eukaryota, Metazoa, Arthropoda, Insecta, Diptera, Diopsidae. Gene Ontology annotation, cellular component: membrane. The transcript is spliced from 4 exons. Gene Ontology annotation, molecular function: sulfotransferase activity. The record is from RefSeq and is a predicted model, not a curated record.